CAACACCCCUGUCCCCGGCACGCAAGCACCCCCGCCCGCAUGCGACUCAGCGGCCGGCUGGUCGGGGGGUUAAGGUGACCUCCCCAGGCUGUCAUGUGCGUGCCAGCCACUGGCCCGUGCUUGCAUGUCGUAGUCGCAGUCGUCGUCGCCGCAACCAACCCAGCCAACCUGGAACUUUGACUUUGACAAACAUCAAGCAACAAGUAAAUACCAACGACUAGCCGGGGCGUUCAGGUCUCAGCCCAAAACUGCCAUCACCAUGUCCAACCCCCUCGACACCGACGCCGGCACCGAGCUCUUCAAGCACUACGAAUCAGAAUACCUGCUCGUCCGCGCCGACCUGACCCAGAAACUCGACCAAAUCAAUGAGCUAUCCGGCGAGCCCAGAAAGGCCGCCCUCAGCGCGGCAGAGCGGGCGCUGGAGGAAACCGACGAGCUAGUGGGCCAGAUGCAGAUGGAGAAGCAAAACGUCCCCUCGUCUCAGCGCACAGCAAUCAACAGACGGAUCCGCGACUACAAGAGCGAUGUCGAUGGAUACAGGCGAAAGCUGCGGACUCUGGCCGAGGACAGGAGUGCGCUUUUUGGGGGACGGUACACGGACAAUCCCGGUGGUGCUUCUGGGGAUGCGCAGCUGGAGCAGAGGCAGCAGUUGUUGUCUGGGACCGAUCGUUUGGACCGCAGCACUCAGCGCCUGAAGGCUAGUCAACAGCUGGCGAACGAGACCGAGUUCAUCGGUGCCAACACUCUGGCCACGCUGCAACAGCAGCGCGAGACGAUUGAGCACACCACGCGCGUUAUGUACGAGAGCGAGGGUUAUGUCGAUCGCAGUUUGAAGAGCAUCAAGGGCAUUGCCCGUAGGAUGGCUACCAAUCGGAUAAUCACCAUCGCCAUCAUCACCGUCUUGGUUUUGCUCAUCUUUGCUGUCAUCUUUAGCAAGUUCAAAUGA
Podospora bellae-mahoneyi is the source of this 946-nucleotide messenger RNA. It is a transcript of the gene vti1, whose product is annotated as t-SNARE VTI1. Bases 260 to 946 code for a protein of 228 amino acids. Gene Ontology annotation, cellular component: Golgi apparatus; late endosome membrane; endoplasmic reticulum membrane. Gene Ontology annotation, molecular function: SNARE binding; SNAP receptor activity. Lineage: Eukaryota; Fungi; Ascomycota; Sordariomycetes; Sordariales; Podosporaceae. The transcript is spliced from 3 exons. Gene Ontology annotation, biological process: vesicle fusion with Golgi apparatus; retrograde transport, endosome to Golgi; intra-Golgi vesicle-mediated transport. The record is from RefSeq and is a predicted model, not a curated record.